CGCUCACUGCGCAGGUGCAGUACUAGAGGAAGGGAGGGGCGCAUGUGCUGCAUCUUACUACACAGUGAUCCCAGCGCUGAAAGGAGAGGAUAGGCGUGUCGGCUUCCAUCUUAGCAAAUGCAGGAACUAACAAGUUCUCAGGACCCCGCGGACGGCGGAAGAUGACGGUGUGUAGCUUCUUCCUGCAGGGUCGCUGCAAGUUCGGAGACAGGUGUUGGAAUGAACAUACGAGAGAUGGACGACAACCUGGACAGAACCGAUACCAACCGCAAUCCUCGAGCUGGAAUGCAUCAGGCCAGCGACACGGACAGCCUCCAACUAUUUCAAAAAAUCUCACAUGGACCAGGGAGAACGACAGAGGUUCUUAUGGGUCUGGAUCUGGCGAUAAUAGAAGCAGAACCUCAAAGCCGACUGCGCCGUCGGGAUUCUUCUCGUCACAAAACAGAUUUAGCGGACUGGCCAACCAGGAGCACGCCAAAGAUAGCGGCCAAGACAAGGAAGAUAGCCUCUUAGCUGACAUCCAAAACGAUAUGGAGACAUGGGAAUCAUCAGGACAAUGGCUUCUCUCUGUAUAUUGUGUGUUGAAAGAGCAGCGCCACCUAUCAGGUUUCGCUGACAUCUCACCUGAAGAGUUGCGCUUGGAAUGUUACACAGCUCUCAAAGAAGGCAAAUUUCAAAAUUAUGUGAAUUCAGUACAACAGCUGGUGAACCAGUGGAAACAAAGGGUUCGUGAUGUUAUGAACAUGAAUCCAUCUUCCAACGCUGCACUGCUUAAUCAGCUAAGCAAACCACCAACUGUGGCUGCACCAUCAGCAUUUGGGGGUCAGCAGUCUGGAUCAUUUGGAAGUCUACAGCAGACUAGUUUUGGGACCUCAAGCAUGUCCUCUGACAAACCAGUUGCGGCGUCCUCCUUCAGUUUUAAGCCAGAGUCCCACACUGCUGCUCCAAAUGCUGGGGCCAGCUCUAGUUUUCCCUCCAGCGCUCCUAUGUUCAGUAGUCAGCCAUCAUUUGGAUUUGGCAACAAAGGGCCUGUAUCUGCUGCUUCAUUCUCUUUUGCACCAACUACUACACCGGGUGACGCAGCUUCAACUGCCCCUAGCAUGGCUGCAUCUGGUCCUGCUUCAGCGGUGUCCUCUGGUUUUGGAAGAAUGAUGGCUGGAGGCUUUGGAAGCAGUGUUGGCGCAGCACCAGGUUUUGGAGGGCCUCCUAGUGCUGCUGGCUUUGGGGGAUUUUCAAGUUCUACAAAGACAUCUGGCUUUGGGGCAGUGCCUACAGGAGCCAUCAGUGUUUCUACACCAGGGACAUCAUUAUUUGGGCAAGGUGUCACAGGAAGCAGUGUGUCAAGUGCUGUUGGUACCUCUGCAGCGGACUCCGUAUUAUCCACUGCAUUGUUUACACCUCGAAGUGAGCUUUCACAAGAAGACCUCCUUCAGUUUGAAUCGAGGACAUUCACACUAGGAAAAGUUCCCUUGGUGUCGCCACCAGCAGAUCUCCUAACUAUAAAAUAAAUCUGUAUGUGCUUCCCUUUUUUUUCUCCCUAUUUAUCACUGUGGAAUUUACCAAUAUUUUUAGCUGGUACAGACAGUAAAAUGUUUACACUCUGGGCUAACAGAGGUGUUCUUAUACUUUAAAGGGGUCCUCCGGUGGGAAUUUUUAUUUUUUUAUUUUUAAAUCAUCUGGUGCCAGAAAGUGAAACAGAUUUGUAAAUUACUUCUAUU
Molecule: messenger RNA, 1718 nt
Organism: Hyla sarda
Lineage: Eukaryota; Metazoa; Chordata; Amphibia; Anura; Hylidae
Gene: NUP42
Product: nucleoporin 42
Exons: 8
Coding region: 162-1508 (448 amino acids)
Cellular component (GO): nuclear envelope
Molecular function (GO): metal ion binding; nuclear export signal receptor activity
Source: RefSeq, a predicted model, not a curated record